Molecule: messenger RNA, 1483 nt
Organism: Malaya genurostris
Lineage: Eukaryota; Metazoa; Arthropoda; Insecta; Diptera; Culicidae
Product: nucleoside hydrolase-like
Exons: 4
Coding region: 355-1422 (355 amino acids)
Molecular function (GO): hydrolase activity, hydrolyzing N-glycosyl compounds
Source: RefSeq, a predicted model, not a curated record
AUGACAGCUUUUUUUCGUUUACUUUCUCUUUCAAUUAUUACGGAAUAGUCCUGUAUUUUUCGAUAAUUUCAUCUGUGCAGUUUUAGUUUCUAUUCUCUGCAAAUAGUUAGAAACAAGGUCUGCUAAAUGUACCGUAAUAAUCGGUGAUAUAAAGAUUUAUUACAUCAGUUUCAACCAAUCGUGACCUGGUUCGAUAUUGGUUCAAAAGUGAGGACAAAGCCGACAAAGCGUGUCCAACGUUCAACUGAACUAUUUCCAAAGUACGGCGCAUGGAAUAGAAUCUAAUUUUCGAUCGUUGUUUUAUUGCUGUGAGAAAAGCGCAACCAAAUAUACGUUUCCUCGAUGAUCCAGUGAAUGUGGUGUAGAACUUCGAUUAAGAAUCAAACAAUGGAAAGGGUUUCCUUGUUUGCAUUGCUUCUAACAGCACUUGCUCUGGUUUUAGUUAUUAGCACAAACGCAAAAUCAGCAGCUAACAACAUAGCGUCAAUAAGACGCGUUAUAGUAGAUGUAGAUGCUGGUCCCGAUGAUGCAUGGGCUGUGUACCAUCUGCUAGAAACACCCGACGUACAUAUCGAAGCAAUCAGCUGCGUCCGAGGGAACACUAAUGUGACCAAUGUCGGCCGAAAUGUGCUGAGGAUAUUGACUGCUGUUGGGAAAGAAAGCGAAAUUCCGGUUUAUCUUGGCUCUAACGAACGAUUGAUUACACCUGCUCCGGUGGUUGAUCCUGAUAGCAUGUUCUUUGGCAGUGAUGGGUUUUCUGAUGUAAUAUUUGAGGGUUCUCAUCCCAAUAUGAGCCUACUGCGAUCAGAUACAUUGUCUGAACUUUACAAAUUGAUUAAUUUGUAUCGCUACGAAAUCAGUUACAUCAGCCUGGGACCACUGACUAAUUUGGCUUUGUUGUUCAAAGUUUACCCUGAGACUCGGGAAUGGAUAAAAGACGUUCAUAUAAUGGGUGGAAAUCGACAUGGUGUAGGGAACACCCAAAAUGCCGCAGAAUUCAAUUUCUUUGGUGAUCCUGAAGCGGCGAAUAUCGUGAUUAAUAACUACCUUGGAAGCAUAAAUAUCCUGCCAUGGGAAACGGCUUCCAAGGACAGUUUAGUGAUGAAUCAGACCUGGAGAUUUGAUGUACUGGGAAAAACGAGCAAUCCUGUGGUCCAAAUACUAAAUCCUGUAGAACGAAAACCAUUGGGUCCGGAGGACAACUGGAUGCCGUGCGAUGUGCUGGUGGCCAUGAGCUUUACACAUCCGGAACUGGUAACAGAACGCAAACGAUACCGAGCUGACGUUGAAUUGCAUGGUUGGUUGACCCGCGGCCAGCUUGUGCUCGAUCACGCUAAUGAAGGAACCGGCAAUGUUACCAUUAUUGAUAAUAUGGACACAGCUGGGGUGGUUGAAAAAUUGAUAGACUUGGCAUCGGUGUGAUUUUAUUACUACUGUACAAAUGAUGUGAUAUAAAAUAAAAUAAAUGUAAUGAAACAACUAA